Molecule: messenger RNA, 5557 nt
Organism: Bemisia tabaci
Lineage: Eukaryota; Metazoa; Arthropoda; Insecta; Hemiptera; Aleyrodidae
Gene: Tsp96F
Product: Tetraspanin 96F
Cellular component (GO): plasma membrane
Source: RefSeq, a predicted model, not a curated record
AUGUGUAAUCAUGUUUAUUGUUUAUUCUGUCCUGUGUCUGCCUGGUGAUGUGCAUGAGUGUAUGUCCAACGAGUUACGUUUGCGUUCGUAGAUAUUCAACGUAUCUUCGCAGUAUCAUAUCAAUCCUCUGAAUCCAAACAUUUCUGCAACUGGGCGUUCUCAAGUUGCUUCAAAAUGGGCUUAACAGGAUGUUAUGCCAUCAUGAAAUUUUUGGUGUUCCUUAUGAACCUCCUGUUUUGGGUUCUAGGCUUACUUCUCAUCGGGCUUGCGGUUUGGAUGCUAACUGAUCCGAUAUUCAAUGUGGGUAUGACUCAAGACUCGAGUGAUUACUACACAGGUAUCAGCCUGUUAUUAGUAGUUGGAACACUUCUAUUUCUCACUGGAUUCCUUGGUUGUUGCGGGGCCCACAAGGAAAAUCAGUGUAUGCUUGUCAUGUUUGUUUGUCUGCUGAUUGUAAUUGUGGUGGCUCAAAUAUCUGCUGGCUGGUGGGCAUAUUGCAACAGUGAACAGCUGGAAAAACUUGUCCGCAAAAGCAUUGAAUCAACUGUUCAAAAUGAAUAUGGAUUGAACCCCCGGCACACAAAAACUUUUGAUAUCAUCCAGCGAGAUUUGCGGUGCUGUGGUGCCAAUGGACCGACAGAUUGGGCUAACAGUAAAUACCGUCAUUCAAACGGCACGGAAGGAAUAAACUUGGAAAUUGGUUCAAAAGAUGUGCUUUUCUCGAUUCCUGCAUCAUGCUGCAGUCCUGAAUUAAGUGUAGAAAUGUGUGAGGCUGCCAGAAAUAGUGUCGUUGUGUCUGGAUAUGCUCCGAGUAUAUUCAAAGAAGGAUGCAUGGAUAAAAUGCUUUCUGUUGCCCGGCAACACAUGUUUAUCAUCAUUGGGAUAAUUCUUGGAGUGGGUAUUGUUGAAUUCGUUGGAAUAAUUUUCUCACUUAUUUUAUGCUGUGCCAUAAGAGCUGUAAACAGGUACAAGAACUAGUCCCACGUCCAUCAAAUGUCAUCUGGAUUUACGUUCUACAAAAGGUCUGUUGUCCAAUUCUCUUUUAUCUCUCGAUUUCGUAAUUUAAGUGACAUAAGCUCUAGAUAAAUAAAAAAUGAAAAUAUAUGUUUAUUAUAUGAGCAUGUUGAAAUGUCAUCCUAACAAUAACUAUUUUUUCUACAGUCUUUUCACAAAAAUUGUUGGUGUAAAGCUGCGAUUUCCACCCUCUUACCUGGGUAUGUAUGGGCUAGCCCACAGUAAGCGAACGUCCUACCUCAUGUAUGAACGUUAAAUUGGCACAGGAAACGUUUUCAAUGGACCAAGUUUCGUUUAGACUUUUGGUGGGAAAAACAACCUGAACCAGAUUGGGAAUUUCUGAGUACAGGAAUUGAUCCUCUCAGUUGGAAAAUGCCCCAUCUCAGAAAAAUGAAAUUUUUCAGGAAACAAAAACAACUGCUUAACAGCCAGAGUAGAAGUGUUUCUACUCAAGGAAAUGAAUAACGUAAAAAACCUGAGUUAAGCCAUUUUCGAACUGAGGGAUUCAAUUGUGACUGUCUCGAGCAUGCAGGUUUUCCAUUAACCAACCCAGCGGUUCAGCAUGUUUGGCCUCUUAAUUAAGAUUCUACCGUAUAGUGAAAGAUAAUCACUGCCAUUUCACAUGUAAUGAUCAAUAAAGCUGACCUCUACAAAACUGGUGAAGUCAGUUCUGAUGUCAAUGCAAGAUACAAUUCUCUAAUUAUGCAAGAUCUAUAAUGGAAAUAUAAGCCAGUGUAUCAGCAUGCCGAACAAGUUUUAUAAAUUUUUUACUCACGUUGACUGCCUCAGCAUCUCAUUGUGUAAAAUAUACUUUGGCUCUCCCUUUUUGUUUUACACGUAAUCAAUAUCUAUUUCAAGUGUUCUUUGUCAAUAAUUUAUUUUUCUCCAGAAAAGUGUUCCUUGAUUUGUAUCCACGUGUGUAUGUUUAUUUUUUCACUUUUAUAUCUCUGAUUUUAUUUUACCAAAUAUUGUAGGAUAGCGUAAUCUUAGUUUUGAUAAUGUUCUUAAAAUUGAAUUUAUUUAUUUAUUACUCAAUACAUCCUUUUUUAUAAAGACUGGUGAAAUUUGGAUUUUUCAUGUUUAAACAUUGCCAUCUAUUAAAGAUAAAUUAAAGGGGCAAAAUUUCAUUUGUAGAUUGUUAUGAAGUUGAGCUGUCAAAAAAUAUUGUUAGGAAAGUGUCAGAUGAAAAUUGAUUUGAAAACAGAAUUCUUGAAACUUAAAAUUCCGCCUAAAGUGGAACUUUAAUCUGUAUGGAACAGCUUUAAAUACUCUCAGUCCUUUCUAUCUUCAACCGUCCCUCUACUUACAUCCUUUGUGUAUUUAGGGGUCGUAUUCUUAGUCCUUCUCUUUACAUAAAGACUUCCUUAACCAGUGUAAUUCUUAUGACUUAAGUAGAUCUUAACGUUUAAGGAACCAUAGUCCAGACUAAUUUUUUUUUCUAAAUUCUUACGCACAACAUGCUAUUUCUAACAGCUAGGGCGAUCAGUAUUUCGGUUUCUAUUUUGUUAUAAUUGUUAAGUUACAUUUCUAAUACUUCCAGCGUAAUCUGCAGGUACCAAUUCUCACAUACAAAUUUUGUGACUUUUCUCAGGACACUCAGCAUUUCUAAUGUAAGUUGCUGCCCAAAGAUUUUGAUCUAGACAAGUUACUCGCAGUGUCACAAUUUACUGUACACGUUAACCCUAAUAUUUGCACUUACUUAAAAGUCGAUUUUCAUUUUUCAGUAAUGAGUGAUUAGGAGCCUUUACUUGUUCAAUAUCUCAUUUAUAUGAGUGUGUAGUUUCUUGAAGGAUGGCUAAGAGUUUAGAAAACGUAUACCAAACAUGGUAAGAUGACCAGUGCCCAUAGUGGGCUGAGACGUCCAUUGCGACAGAACCAUUCUGUAACAUGUGUUCAUCAAUUUGCGAUGCCAUGAUACGAUAUUACGGCAUUUCAUCUCCCCGCCUCAAUUUACAAAUAUGACCUACAUGACCCUCAAAAAAAAUUAUCACUACAACAACUCAACAUGAAAACUGACCCUUGUCAUUGAUUAUAACUACAGGUUUUUGCAGUAUGCACGUAGGUAUUCGAAUACCUUUUGCUUUCCCUCUCAUCAGGAUUCUUCUCUGGAAGAUCCUUGGCAUUAGCAUUCUCAUUCUCCUCUAACAUUUCAUUUGUAUUAGCUAUAUCGGGUGCUCCAGAGCAGCCGUCAACUAUCUUUUUCUCGAAAAUGGCUGAAAAUUGAGCUUCGGGACGAAAACUUUCAGAGAUCAAUCAACCCGGAAGAAUUCAGUGAAAAUAUUUUCAGCCCCCCCAAAACCUAUUGGACGGGGGAGGGGGGUUCAGGGGGUUGCCCUCCGUUUCUCGCAUAUUUCAAAUGGGAAAGGUAUGUAUAUUUCAAUUGGGAAGGGUAUGUUUUGACCUCAGAUUUAAAUUCUAUGACCCAGAAUUAGAACUUUUUGAUCCAUGCUUUUCUCCCCUGAACUCCCUUCUUUUGGAGUUACAGGGCAUUUUUUGGGCAAAUUUCAAUAGACACUGUUGGCGUUAAUAUUAUCCAAUUUUCAAAAUCUAAAAGUCUUCUGGAAUAAGUAGUCAAUACCCUGUCAUUGAUGUGCCCACAUGACCCCAGUUAAUUUAUCAUAAUAAUUAUUAGUUUUACCAUUCAUUCCUCCGACGCAAAAAGACCCGCUCCCCGAGCUGCCGCCUUUACACAGCCCAAUCCCCCACGUAAAGCGCUUCGCGGCGGCAGCUGUGCUCGCAUCGUAACUUCCCUCAUAUUUGAGAUGUCCCAUUCCGCAAUAUUUUUAAAAACCCUUAAAUGUACAGAUUUCGACAAGCUCUGUUCUAUUCGUUUAUUUUUACGUGAGUGUAUGUAUAAAUACGAUGAAAAUUGUCUUCACUUUGUAUGCGUGAAGUAUCUGUUAGUUCCCGACUGCGGUCAUAUAUCCAUUUGCGCUCUUUGUAGAAAGCAGGGAGAAGGAGGUGGGUCAGUUUCCCCUCCUAUUAUUUAUUUUAUAUUAUGUUGAUUAAUUUUUGCUCUCCAGAAAUGAUUUAAAUAACUUCACACGAUUGAUGGAAUAUUUGCUGUAUUGAUAUGUCCUUUUGACGGAUGGUGUUUUGCAUAGAAACUCAACUUUCUGUAAAUAUUGCCAUUUUUUACAAUUUUAAAUAAAGCAGUGUCAAACUCAAAAAUUAUCGAAAUUUCUAAAACAAGGUACCCUAUCUUAUUGUAAAUUUUAUGUACUUUCACGUGGUUACAGUGGUUUUUUGAUCCAACACUUUUAAAAUGCUUAAAAAUUAGGAAAAUGGAGCUUAAAAACGGACUUUUUUCAGAUAAGUGUCAUUUUUGAUCCCAGAAAAAAUUAUCCUACCAGCAAAUAUAAUUACUUUAAAGGAUGUUGAACACACUUUUCUAGACCAAAAUUUAACGUACUUUUUAGUUACGUCAUUCAUUUUAACUUUAAAGCUCAUCUUAAAGCGAUAAAAUCUCAAAAAUAACUAAGGAGUUAAAGAACCCCGCACAGAGCAUGGGGUCAGCGGCUCUUGAUGAAAGUCGAUGAAACUUUAAUAGAUUGAUAUAAAGUUCAUAAUUAAGUUAAAGCCAAAAAGUUAGCUCACUUUUGCGAGUAGAAGCCCAGGUAUUCGCGAUUGAACCCGGACUAUUUUCUGUGCGGCGGAGGUAAAUUCUCGGUGUCGCCUUACCUUGCUUGAGCACUUCGGCCAGGAAACCCUCUCUCCGCCCACCAGGUAACUACGAUGUCGCUUUGUUUACACUCACUCCUUUCAUUAGGUAGGACGCUCCAUUCGGGCUGUGCGAUAUGGAGUUCCCUGCUUCUCGCACCUCUCCCGUGCCGGCGCCGCCGACCGGUUUAAUCUGAAAUGUAGUUGCUGAAACAGAAUUGACAGAUGCGGGGAGAGGGAGGAAGUACGGCAUUCGCACCGGCCCAGCGCAUAAGCACCUAUCUUUACGUGAGGUCUGAUCGAGAACGCCGAACAACGAGAGGAGAAAGGACUCGGAAUUCUUUCGCCAUGCUGCGGCAUGAUAGAACUCGCAAAAAUGAGCUAAUUUUUUGGGUUUCCCUUAAUUAUGAACUUUAUAUCAAUCUAUUAAAGUUUCAUCGAGAGCCGCUGACCCCAUGCUCUCUGGGGGGUUCUUUCAUCAUUUUUUUUUAAACUUUUUUUAAACCAAAAUUCAGUGCUAAGACUCCUCAAAAAGGUUUUACGGCAAACUUCAAUAGCCCUUCAUUAUAGGAAAUUUCAUGACGCACCUUGUUUUUUUUUUUAAACGUCUUUUAACACGUAAAAAAUAACAAAAACCGCGGGAAAAUUUUUUUCGGGCAAAUUGUAAUUUUUUCAACAUUGCCUCCGCAUUUCUACGAGAGACGCCAAAAAUACAAAUAGAAGCACAUUUCUUACACAAAAUUUUACUAGCUUUUCGAUGAUUACCAUGGAUUGAUGGAAAAAAUUGUUUGCAGCCAUGAAAAACCACAAAAACCUGAGACAGAGCCUUGUUAUUGAACAAUUUGUAAAUUUUGAACGUCUCAAAAAUUGACUUCUAAGUACA